AUGGGACAUCAUGACAAGCGAACAUUCGAGGUUGAUCCUCAGCUUGCUGAAUUCGACAUACCAAUCCAUGACUUCUUUUCUUCGAAACCCGAGUAUACAGCCUUUAUAAUCGGCGCGUAUAUAUUUUCAUCAGGCAAAGGGGACGAGUACUAUACCCCCCAGUCGCCAGCAACUUCGACUGCCAAAACAGAAACCAAGGCAGAUACCAGCGAUAAUCCAGCUCUGAGCCAUGAAGCCAUGGGAACUACACGGCCCCACGCCUUGCUGCUUCGGAGAUCUCUGUCUGACUCCCUAGGCGGCUUAUGGGAAGGCCCCGGAGGCUCUUGCGACAGUACAGAUGCGACAGUGCUCGACAGUGUAGCGCGAGAAGUCCUUGAAGAAACCGGGCUACAUGUUUCUCGCAUACGCAAGCUGGUUGCAGUUGACCAGUGGAACAGAGACAGAGGACUUGCAUCCGGGCCUGAGAAGCGAGGAAUGGCCGUCAAGUUCUCGUUCGCCGUCGAUGUCCAUGAAGCGAACCCUAAGGCAGAUAUCUUCAACCCGGACUGGGAGCAUAACAUCAAACUGACACCGGGCGAACACGAACGGUAUCGAUGGGUGACGGAGGUAGAUAUCAAAAGAUAUCUUGCUGGCGAGGACGAGAUCAAGCUCACAUUUCCUUCAACUGCGGCAAACUAUCUCCAGGCUUUCGAUGUGUAUAAUCGUUAG
Messenger RNA from Arthroderma uncinatum, 708 nucleotides. Its product is annotated as NUDIX domain protein. The record is from RefSeq and is a predicted model, not a curated record. Bases 1 to 708 code for a protein of 235 amino acids. Lineage: Eukaryota; Fungi; Ascomycota; Eurotiomycetes; Onygenales; Arthrodermataceae. The transcript has a single exon.